Messenger RNA from Macrosiphum euphorbiae (potato aphid), 1824 nucleotides. Lineage: Eukaryota; Metazoa; Arthropoda; Insecta; Hemiptera; Aphididae. The record is from the annotation of a GenBank genome assembly.
AUGUCUUUAGCACCAUCUUUGAAAUGGGAAUCUUUAAAUUUGUCCGAACCUGUUCUAAAAACAAUCAAAGAACACUUCAAAUUUAAAUGCAUGACACCGAUACAGGUCGAAUCUAUAAAGAAUUUUUUAGAAAAAAAAAAAGAUGUAGCUGCAGAAGCAGUCACCGGUAGCGGAAAAACAUUGGCAUUUUUAGUGCCAAUGCUAGAAUUGAUUUUAAAACGCAGCGAUCCUUUGAAAAAGCAUGAAGUGGGAGGCCUUAUAAUAUCUCCUACUCGAGAAUUAGCUACCCAAACCAGUCAUGUAUUAGCUGAGUUUUUAAAGAAUAUAGAAGGUGUUACACAGAUGCUAACUUUAGGCGGCAGUCCAAUAGAAACUGAUGUCAAAGCAUUUAAUAAAAAUGGAGCAAAUAUUCUUGUAGCUACUCCUGGACGACUGGAAGAUUUAUUAACUAGAAAGAUACCCAAUUUUCAUUUACACAAAUCACUUAAAUCAUUGGAAAUGCUGGUGUUAGAUGAAGCUGAUAAGUUGUUAGAAUUAGGUUUUGAAAAGCCUAUAAAUACUGUUUUACAAUAUUUGCCUACACAGAGAAGAACAGGGUUGUUUUCAGCAACUCAAACCAAACAGGUAGCAAUGCUUGUUAAGGCAGGACUCAGAAAUCCUAUCAUGGUUAUUGUCAAGGAAAAACAUUGUUUGAACCCAAAAAGCAAUCAAAUUGAAUCUAUAUCUACACCUUUAGCAUUAAAAAAUUAUUAUACAAUAUGUGAUGCGGAUAAAAAGCUAGCAUUUUUAGUAACAUUUUUAAAAAAAAAUGGAUUAAAUUCAAAAUAUAUGUUGUUUUUGUCAACGUGUGCCUGUGUUGAAUACUUUUCAAUAAUUUUAAGAAGUUUGAUUCCUGAAAUAAAUUUAUUCAGCUUACACGGGAAAAUGAAUAAUAAACGUUACAGAAUAUUUGAGUUAUUUUGGAAAGCUGAAAGAGGUAUUUUGAUAUGUACAGAUGUAAUGGCCCGUGGUGUUGAUAUACCAGAAGUGAAUUGGGUGAUUCAAUAUGAUCCUCCUAAUAAUGCAUCUUCUUUUGUACAUCGUGCUGGUCGAACAGCUCGUGUAGGUAAAAGUGGAUCUUCCUUAGUUAUGUUAAUGCCAAAUGAAGAUGCCUACAUACAUUUUAUUUAUUCAAAUCAAAAGGUAAUAUUGGAAUUAAUGCCUGAAUUAGAAGUUGAAAAUUUGGAUCUUGUAGUAGAAAAAGUUAGAAAGCGUCAACUCAAAGAUAGAACAAUAUUUGAUAAAGCUAAUAAAGCAUUUGUGUCUUACAUUCAAGCUUAUUCAAAACAUGAAUGCCAUUUACUAUUACGUAUAAAAGAUUUAGAAUUUGGUAAACUUGCAACUGGCUUUGGUCUUUUAAGACUCCCAAAAAUGCCAGAAUUAAAAAAUAAGAAUACUAGUGAUUUUAUUCCUGUUGAUAUGGAUUUCAAUUCUAUUAAAUAUCAAAAUAAUGAAAGAGAAGAGUCCCGACAAAAAAAGUUACAAAAUUACAUGGAAACUGGAGUUUGGCUUGGAAUGAAACAUAAAAAAGGGUUGAAACAAACUGUUGCAUGGGCUGACGCCAAACAGAAAAAACUCGAAAGAAGAGAAAAACGUAGAAAGAAAAAAGAAAUACGAAAACAAAUGGAGAUAGAAGGAAAAGCUAAGGCAAAAAAAAGAAAAGAACAGGCCUUCAGUCAAGAUGAUUUGAACGAUUUAGCUAAAGAUAUUGCCUUAAUGAAAAAAUUUAAAAAUAAAAAGAUAUCUAAAGAACAAUUUGAUAUAGAAUUUGGAGAAGAUGUUUAA